Molecule: messenger RNA, 3405 nt
Organism: Linum trigynum
Lineage: Eukaryota; Viridiplantae; Streptophyta; Magnoliopsida; Malpighiales; Linaceae
Source: the annotation of a GenBank genome assembly
CCCAAAAAGUUGACCAUUAUCCUGGACAGACAAACGCGUUUACUAACGGUCAACGCGGCACGUCAGCACCUUUACUUAAGAAUAUUUAUAUUUUCCACCUAUUACUAUUUAUUUUUUUCAUUUUGAAUAAAAAAAUUGAAAAAUGAAAAUUGAAUUUCCGGUAUCAGCAUUUUUCAGUUUUUUUUAUUCAAAAUGAAAAAAAUAAAUAGUAAUAGGUGGAAUUUUUAUUAAGUGAAUGGUGUUGACGUGGCGCGUUCACCGUGAGUAAACGCAUUUGUCCGUCCAAGAUAACAGUCAAUUUUCGGGUUUGGCCAAUUUCAUUACUUCGGUGUAUAGUUCAGGCCAUGAUGUUAUAGAUCGAAAAGAUUGGUCCGGAUGUUUAUUAUGUGAAAUGUUAAGGCCAUACAAAUAUAUUUACCCUAUAUUCUAUUGUAAAGAAGAAGAAACGUUUUUUUUUAUAACCCAGGAAUCUCAACCCUACGUGCCACUUUGUGAUAUUGGGGUAUACUAAACCUGGGGGUUCACCUGCUUGAGUUUACCUCGCUUUGCGAAGUCCCACCACUAGGAUUCCCAUUGUGCCUCUAGGAACACCCACCUGAUGAUUUAGAGGAUCGAACCUGAGAGCUGCUCCUCCCAAGUCAUCACUUUUCUUCGCACUCACACCAGUUGGAAUAUGUGACUUUUGGCAGAAGGAGAAACGCGGUCAUGUGACAUUGAUACACAAAAGUAUAAAAUAAUGAACAUUAAAUAACAUUUUUAUGCUACACAAAAAGACGAAGUAAUGUCUACUUUAAAAAAAUAAUAAGAAGCAUGAAAAAUUAAAUAGAUAAAUUAGAAUAUAGAUAAAUAUACUCUAAAUUAAACAAAUCAAAAGAAAAGGUGAGGUGUUAGAUUUAAGAGUUGUAUGUUUAGAGUACAAAGUGAAUUGAGAAUGAAAAAGUGAGUAUUUAAUAGGAAUGUGUUAGAUUUAAUGGGUGUGGUCGGUGUUGAUCUUCUCAUAGAAUGUGACCAAAUAUGUACGUUGGUUGGGUUGGAUAGGGACACAAUUCCUAAGUGGGUUGUGAGUUUCAUUUUUCCCUUUUUGUCCGUCUUCCUUUCUCAUCCGAUGGUCCAAAACACAACAAGGGCUUUUUUUGGAAGUAGCUUAAUGGAAAGAAUUUGAAUUAAGAACAUAAAUACAUGGGAAACAAUUAUGCAGUGCGAUUGGUGGGUUUCAUUACCACUAACCAUAAACGCCCGCGUCUCUUUCCCUUCCAUUUAUGGAUCCUUCCUCAUCAAACCAAACCACAGUCCUGGUAGCUAGUAGCUACAGAGCUCCGACAAUAUCUUUACGCGGUCGCCGGAAUACAAUGGACGACUACUUAAGCAACGACGAUGGCAGAGAUGGAGUGGGAGUUGAACAUACAUGUUUAUUUGGGUUCGACCUGAACAUCCCAUACACAAGCAAUGACAAAGCCAGAUACGAGGUGGGAGCUGAAGAGACGGAGAAUGGAGAUGAUGUUUGCAUGGUUGAUGAUGCGGUCUUUUUCGACAUAGUUUUGGGUUUUGGCCAAGGGAAAAAGUCCCAAGAUUCAAAUCCAACCAAAGUAGCAAUUCCAAACAUUCCAAUCUCCACCUAUUGCAAACAAGCCUCAUCCCAAAAUCUCAAAUAUGUUUAAGAGUUAGAACUCGAAAGUCACCUCUCUGACUCCCCUUGUAGUUGCCAAAGCAGACCACUCACCCUAGUAGUCUUUGUUUAUUUGAUGUUUGUGAAUGAUGAUGAUCUUGUGGUGUUUGUAUUUAAUGUCUUGCUAACUGGAUGAAGAGUUUUGAUUAUUUGUAAUUUUAUGUGUUUGAGUUCGGAUUUGGUUUUUUUGUUCACGAUAUGUUGUAACGUCCCGAACCUUUUCGCGACGAAGAUAUUGUCCGCUUUGGGUCUCAACCCUCAUGGUUUUCAACUUGGGGUGCAAUUCAAGGUGACUUCCCAUAAGGUCACCCAUUCUUGUUGUACUCCACACUGAGCACGUUUAACUUCGGAGUUCUCACAAGAACUCCUCCAUUUUACCCCAAAACACAUUCAAGGUGACUUCCCAUGGAUCUCUCUCGUGCUUUGUCGAUGUGGGAUUCGCCUAAGGUGUUACAUACACCCCCUUGGGACUCAACGCCCUCGUUAAAGUUUGCCCCACCAUCGUUCAAGAGGGACGCGGAGAGGCUCUGUUAUCACUUGUAACAUCCUGAACCUUUUCCUGACGUAGAUAUUGUCCGCUUUGGGCCUCGACCCUCACGAUUUUCGACUUCGCGUGCAAUUCAAUAUGACUUCCCAUAAGGUCACCCGUCCUUGUUGUACUCCACACUGAGCACGUUUAACUUUGGAGUUCUUAUUAUAACUCCUCUAUUUCAUCCCAAACGUCUUGUCAGUUAAGGUCGGUUUCCUACUUAUGAACCAUGGAUCUCUCACUUGCUUUGUCGAUGUGGGAUUCGCCUAAGGUGUUACAUAACAUCCCGAACCUUUUCCCGACAAGAUACUAUCCGCUUUGGGCCUCUACACCCGCACGGAUUUCGACUUGGGGUGCAAUACAGGGUGACUUCCCAUAAGGUCACACAUCCUUGUUGUACUCCACACUGAGCACGUUUAACUUCGGAGUUCUUACAAGAACUCCUCCAUUACACCCCAAAACGCAUCUUUUGGGCCUUGACCCUCAAGGUUUUCUACUUGAGGUGCAAUUCAAUGAGACUUCCCAUAAGGUCACUCAUCCUUGUUGUACUCCACACUGAGCACGUUUAACUUUGGAGUUCUCACAAGAACUCCUUCAUUUCACUCCAAAAUGCGUCUUGUCAGUUAAGGUGGGUUUCCUACUUAUGAACCAUGGAUCUCUCCUGUGCUUUGUCGAUGUGGGAUUCGCCUAAGGUAUUACAUAUGUGUUGUAUUGGAUUGAUGUUAUUUCUUAAAAAUAUGAUUUAAUUUAUUUAGGUUAAAUUAUAAUAAAUUAUUUGUAUGAUUAUAUUUUAUUUUAGUAUUAAAAAGGACAACAUACAAUAUUUUAAAAUAUGUAGGGCUCCAAACUAACUUCUAACCAAGUCGAUAACAUGUAGUUAACCGAUAAUUCUAAUCAGUUAGAUAAUCCAUAGGGCUGCAAAUGAGCCUAGUCGAGCUGAGCUUUACCCCAACUUGAGCUCGGCUCGUUGAUAAACGAGUUGAGCUCGAGCUCCGCUCGUUUAUUAACGAGUCUAGUCGUGUUUGAGCUAGCUUGGUUACUAAAAUCUUAACUCGUAUUUGAUAUAUUCAUAUUGUAUGUGAUGUAAGAUACACGUGAUUAAUAUCAAGAUGAAAAUAAUAAUAACAACGCGUAAUUGUUCCAUAUUAACUAAUCUCAGGUUAGACUUUGUGAUAUCAUAUCAUUUAGUUAGUAAAUUUUAACUACUCAA